Molecule: messenger RNA, 1023 nt
Organism: Syngnathus typhle (broad-nosed pipefish)
Lineage: Eukaryota; Metazoa; Chordata; Actinopteri; Syngnathiformes; Syngnathidae
Gene: abhd6b
Product: abhydrolase domain containing 6, acylglycerol lipase b
Exons: 8
Coding region: 1-1023 (340 amino acids)
Source: RefSeq, a predicted model, not a curated record
AUGGCAGCCGAAUUAGACCUUGUGAAUCUGUUGAUAAUUGCUGGGGGAACGCUGGCUAUUCCCCUUUUGGCAUUCGUCGCUUCCUUCCUCUUGUGGCCCUCGGCACUCAUUAAAGUCUACCAUUGGUACUGGAGGAGGACUCUGGGUCUCCAGGUCCACUAUGCAGAUUGCAGAGGCUACCGUUUCUGUUACUCCUGUCGAGGCAAGCCCGGAAUGAGGCCCUCCAUUCUGAUGCUGCACAGCUUCUCUACUCACAAAGACACUUGGCUCACACUUGUCAAGUACCUGCCAAAACAUCUACACAUCGUAUGCGUGGACAUGCCAGGCCACGAGGGUACGACCCGGACCAACGCAGAGGAUUACACCAUCGUGGGGCAGGCCAGGAGAAUUCAUCAGUUUGUGGAAACCAUUCGCUUGAACCGGAAACCUUUCCAUGUGGUUGGGACCUCCAUGGGGGGAAAUGUCGCCGGGGUGUACGCCGCCACUUACCCAAGAGAAAUUUGUAGCAUGACGCUCAUAUGUCCAGAUGGUAUCAAACAUCCAUGUGAGACCAAGUUUGAUAAUCAUCUGCAAGAUCUGGAGCGUAGCAACUACACACUGAAUAUUCCACUCAUCCCAACCACGCCUGAGGAGAUGCAGGACAUGUUCAGGCUAUGUUCACAUGUUCGCUUUAAAAUACCUCAGCAGAUUCUCCAAGGACUUGUGGAUGUCCGAGAGCCUCACAACUCUUUUUAUGAAGAAGUGUUUCUUGAGAUUGUGAGUGAGAAAUCCAGAUAUGCUUUACAGGAACACUUACAUCUCAUCAUUGCGCCUGUGCAGGUGAUAUGGGGCAAACGGGACCAGGUGGUGGAUGUGUCUGGAGCCACUGUCAUUGCAGAAAUGUUGCCAGGAUGCAGAGUGGACCUGCUGGAGAACUGUGGCCACUCUGUGGUGAUGGAGAAGCCUCGUCGCACAGCCAAACUCAUCCUCGAGUUCAUCAUCCUGCAGCAAGAAGCGAGAGGAGGCGCAAAGAAAUCAUCCUAA